Molecule: messenger RNA, 447 nt
Organism: Morchella sextelata
Lineage: Eukaryota; Fungi; Ascomycota; Pezizomycetes; Pezizales; Morchellaceae
Exons: 1
Coding region: 1-447 (148 amino acids)
Source: RefSeq, a predicted model, not a curated record
AUGGGUGAUGAAGGCAGUGACGGAGGAGAAAGGGGCAAUAGGGUUAGUGUUAAUGAAUGGAACGACCUGAUCAAGGGCCCUUCCUUCCAAACAGCUUACGGCAUAGAUAACCUUUACUGCCUCGUUGCGGAAUCAAUCGUUAUUGACCACAAGUUUUAUUCGGAGUUGAGUGAUGAAUCCGGGGAGCUUGGUAUGGGUACUAUCGAAUUUUUCAGGGUCUGGAAAGUUUUCGGACCUGAAGAUGGAGACGGUAGUAGUUGGGAUAGUAGCGACAAUGGGGACAGGGACGGUGGAGGCGGAAACGGUGCGAGUGAUAUUGAGGUCGAGGUUGAGCUGAGUUACCUGCUCUUCGAGGUUGUCGAUGAAUUUCGUAGGCGGUGGCGAGUUGUGUACGAGCAGUAUACCUCUCGUGGUGGAUACGUUGUACGAGGAUGGCUAUGUACUUAA